Galeopterus variegatus (Sunda flying lemur) is the source of this 8170-nucleotide messenger RNA. RefSeq names its product sortilin 1 (gene SORT1). Gene Ontology annotation, cellular component: membrane; Golgi apparatus. The transcript is spliced from 19 exons. The record is from RefSeq and is a predicted model, not a curated record. Gene Ontology annotation, molecular function: protein binding. Gene Ontology annotation, biological process: endocytosis; vesicle organization; Golgi to endosome transport. Bases 97 to 2181 code for a protein of 694 amino acids. NCBI's taxonomy places the organism in Eukaryota, Metazoa, Chordata, Mammalia, Dermoptera, Cynocephalidae.
UUUGAUGAUCUCAGUGGCUCAGUGUCCUUGUCCUGGGUUGGAGAUAGCACUGGGGUCAUUCUAGUUUUAACUACCUUCCACGUACCUCUGGUAAUUAUGAGUUUUGGACAGUCCAAGCUAUAUCGAAGUGAGGAUUAUGGAAAGAACUUUAAGGAUAUUACAAAUCUCAUCAAUAACACCUUCAUUCGAACUGAAUUUGGCAUGGCUAUUGGUCCUGAGAACUCUGGAAAGGUGAUAUUAACAGCAGAGGUGUCUGGAGGAAGUCGUGGAGGAAGAAUCUUCAGAUCAUCAGAUUUUGCAAAGAACUUUGUUCAGACAGAUCUUCCUUUUCAUCCUCUGACUCAGAUGAUGUAUAGCCCUCAGAAUUCUGAUUAUCUUUUAGCCCUCAGCACUGAAAAUGGCCUGUGGGUGUCCAAGAAUUUUGGGGGAAAAUGGGAAGAAAUCCACAAAGCAGUGUGUUUGGCCAAAUGGGGAUCAGAAAACAUCGUCUUCUUCACCACCUAUGUGAAUGGCUCCUGCACUGACCUUGGGGCACUGGAAUUAUGGAGAACUUCAGACUUGGGUAAAAGCUUCAAAACCAUUGGCGUGAAAAUCUAUUCAUUUGGUCUUGGGGGACGUUUCCUUUUUGCCUCUGUGAUGGCUGAUAAGGAUACCUCAAGAAGGAUCCAUGUGUCAACAGAUCAAGGGGACACAUGGAGCAUGGCCCAGCUCCCCUCCGUGGGGCAGGAACAGUUCUAUUCUAUUCUGGCAGCUAAUGAUGACAUGGUGUUCAUGCAUGUAGAUGAACCUGGAGAUACCGGAUUUGGCACAAUCUUUACCUCAGAUGACCGAGGCAUUAUCUAUUCCAAGUCUUUGGACCGGCAUCUCUACACUACCACAGGCGGAGAAACAGACUUUACCAAUGUGACUUCUCUCCGUGGGGUCUACAUAACAAGUGUACUCUCUGAAGAUAAUUCUAUACAGACUAUGAUCACUUUUGACCAAGGAGGAAGGUGGAAGCAUCUUAGGAAGCCUGAAAACAGUGAGUGUGAUGCUACAGCGAAAAACAAGAAUGAGUGCAGCCUUCAUAUUCACGCAUCCUACAGCAUCUCCCAGAAACUGAACGUUCCAAUGGCCCCACUUUCAGAGCCUAAUGCCGUGGGAAUAGUCAUUGCACAUGGUAGUGUGGGGGAUGCCAUCUCAGUGAUGGUCCCAGAUGUGUACAUCUCAGAUGAUGGGGGCUAUUCCUGGAUGAAGAUGCUGGAAGGACCCCACUAUUACACCAUCCUGGAUUCCGGAGGCAUCAUUGUGGCCGUUGAGCACAGCAGCCAUCCUAUCAAUGUGAUUAAGUUCUCCACAGAUGAAGGUCAAUGCUGGCAAACCUAUAUGUUCACCAGGGAGCCCAUCUAUUUCACUGGCCUAGCUUCAGAACCUGGAGCUAGAUCCAUGAAUAUCAGCAUUUGGGGUUUCACAGAAUCUUUCCUGACCCGCCAAUGGGUAUCCUAUACCAUUGAUUUUAAAGAUAUCCUUGAAAGGAACUGUGAAGAAAAGGACUAUACUGUAUGGUUGGCGCACUCCACAGACCCUGGAGGUUAUGAAGAUGGUUGCACUCUGGGCUAUAAAGAACAGUACCUACGGCUACGCAAGUCGUCCGUCUGUCAGAAUGGUCGAGACUAUGUUGUGACCAAGCAGCCAUCCAUCUGUCUCUGUUCCCUGGAGGACUUCCUCUGUGAUUUUGGCUACUUCCGUCCAGAAAAUGACUCAGAGUGUGUGGAACAGCCAGAACUGAAGGGUCACGACCUAGAGUUUUGUCUGUAUGGAAGAGAAGAGCACCUAACAACAAAUGGGUAUCGGAAAAUUCCAGGAGAUAGAUGCCAAGAUGGGGUGAAUCCAGUUCGAGAAGUAAAAGAUUUGAAAAAGAAAUGCACAAGCAACUUUUUGAGUCCAGAAAAGCAAAUUUCCAAGACUAAUUCUGUUCCAAUUAUCCUGGCCAUUGUGGGAUUGAUGCUGGUCACCGUCAUAGCAGGAGUGCUCAUUGUGAAGAAAUAUGUUUGUGGGGGAAGGUUCCUGGUGCAUCGAUACUCUGUGCUACAGCAGCAUGCAGAGGCCAAUGGUGUGGAUGGUGUGGAUGCUUUGGACACAGCCUCCCACACUAAUAAAAGUGGUUAUCAUGAUGACUCAGAUGAGGACCUCCUGGAAUAGCUGUUCACAGGAGCUGGGACUGAGCAUGGAUGGCAGAACCACAGUACCUCUUAUACUCCCUGUGGCUCCAACUUGGGGAAAUAAAUUUCCCAUUGCAAGGGUCCAGCUCUGUUUCUGCUGCUUCCAUCAAAGCUGAAAGGACCUACAGUAAAGAAAUGCAGGGGAGAGGUGGGGAGACCUGAACACUUUUACAACUGGCUCUGAGAAGAGGGGAAAAAAUUCUAAUCCUUCAACUUUUUAUUUCAAGUUCUGUCUUUUUGCAAAGUGUGGGCUAUUUGGGUUUUGUUUUUGUUUCUUAAGGGAAAUGAACUGAAAUUCAAAGGGACCAUUUCCCUAACCCCACUAGUGCGUUUUCUGCAUGGCGCCUACCCCAGGGCAUCUGCCAACUCCAGCAUCAACUCUCACAAUGUAGUUGGUGCUGUCCCUGGGCUCUGCUGAUGACAUGAAGCAGCUGCAGAGAUGAAAACAGAGGCUUGAGUCGCACAUCUUGGCCAGGUUUUCUCCAUCUGGGGACAGCCCUGCUCCAAGAAAAAAUUGCAAACCAGCUCCUCAUACAGACCCUCAUGUCUUUUUUUUUUCUUUUUUUUCCCCGUUAGGGACCAUAGACCACAGUGAUUUUUCUUUUCCCCUGUUUAGUUAGGCAAUACUCUUAUUAAUUGCCCUUUGGCAACUAAUUUUAACCAUGUGCUUCCAAGACACUAAAUCAGGAAAACUUACAGGGCAAUAUUUUUAACUUAGGGCAGGAAGAAGGGAGCAGCAGAGAAUUGACUAGAUUUAGCACCUAUUAAAGAAGAAAUUCUUGCUUCUGAGCUUUUUCAAGCCCUGCUUUGUGUGUGUGCCAGUGGACUUGCUCAAGGACAGGGUACAGGCUUGGCCUGGAAGUCAGCCCAGGCUGAGUGAUCUCUUCACCAGAGCUGAUUGUUGCAUGCACAAUUCAGGGGCUGUUCAGUGCAGCCCCUGAGGACUGAACAUCACAGUCUUCCAUUUUCCCUUUUUACUGGUUGUAUUGGCUCGUCGUUGAAUCAUUACCAUGGCUGCUUAUUUGCUUCCUUUUAGGUUGCUGUUGUAUAUGGAGCCAUGACUAGAGAUGUUUUCAGAUGAAUAGACCCUUUUUUUUAAAUCAGAAUUUUAUUACUAGGCUCUCCUUCUCACCCCCUUUUCCCAGCUUUACCAAGUAAUUUGUGGGCACGAAAUUUUUGGCUGAACCAAUUGAUAACACACUUCCAGUUUAAGAUGAUGCUUUGUGUGACACAUUUUAAAUUUAAGGAAGUUUCUCAUUUGACAUUUUUCCAAAUUAAAUAAAUUAUAGAAUGUAGUUGGAUGAUUUUUGGGGUGGCCAUAUAGUAACAGAAAGCUGCAAUAAUUAGUUUUAAUACAGCUUGAAUAUUUGCUAUACAGGAAUAUAGUGUGGUAAGUUUUUGGUCUUAAUGUACCUUCUGUGCUGGUCACAGUUUCUCCCAAUAAUUAUAAUUCAGAUAUUCUUUGGUAAAUGCCAUUUUGCUACUAGUUUAUUUUGUGGCUGUAAAGUCAGUAAAAAGUAAAUGUGCCAAAUUAACUUUUGUCAGAAUGCAUGAGCAGAUGGUAAGUUCUCUCCUCCCGAGAAUGGAUUAACAGCAGCAGGGAAAGUGGGGGAGGGAGUGGAUGAAGGAUUGGAGAGACUUUGAAACUGCAGUAAAAUUAAAUGAGUAAGGGAGCUUCAGUUAGAAAAUAAAAUUGGGCAGUUUUUGUGAAGAGAAUAUUUGUUAGGGCUAGAGUGCACUAGUAUUUUAGCUCAUUCAUUUUACAUGGUUUUAAAAGUAAAAAUAAUUCCAAAGAUAUACCAGCUCACAAGUGAUAAAAGCAUCAGCCUUUGCCCCACCUUCACCUCUUGCCCAAAGUGAAUUUGGUGCCCAGAAAAGACCUGUUUACACCAUAUACCUUUUCUCCUACGUAUACCUACUGUGGUUAGAUGUGCCAAUAUAUGGUAAUCCUCUUAAAAGUUUUAAGAUUGUUACGUUAAUACUCUUCUAUAACUAUGUAAGAUUAAGGCUCUUUACUUAUAAUGGUAUCUGGGAUUUCUGUAGAACUUGGGAAUUUUCAGAGCACUUUCACUUGCAUUAUGUCAUUCGAACCACACAAAACAUUCUUGAGAUGGAGCUGAGGAACCAAUAUUGAGUAAAUCGUCCAGGGUCCCUGUGUGUGUUACAAGCAAUACUGAUUGGUUGUCUUCAGAACUCUUGAAAAUCUUUAUGCAUGCAAGUGCUGAAUACUUGUAGCAGGGCUUCUUCCUUAUAGAUGACUUGCUGUUCUUUAGGACAGGGAUCAGUGGCAUUUCUUUCAGAGCAAUAUUUAGCAUUUUUUUUUUUUUUUUUUUUUGGGGGGGGCAGCUGGCGUAUUUAGCACUUUUUUGCCACCUUGGUAAAUAGAAAAUUUUAUUCUCCUGUUUUUCAUGUCUGAAAACAAAAGUAAUAGUAAUUAUGAAUAUGUUUUUAGAGACUGCCCCUCAUUGAGGGUCGCUGUUGAAGAGUAUGGGAAUGGAAUCUCCACUGACAGCCACCCUCUGCAUCUCCUGCUUCCACCCCUGCUGGCUAGCUUCUCAUUUGGUUUGAGGACUGCCAGCAAGCCUGGAUCUUUCCCUUUAUUGGCUUGUUAGCUUUCUGUAGCAGCCUGCUCACUCACAAAUAUAUGACCUCAGCCAGAAAGCAAAACAGCCUAAGUCCAUGAUAGCUUCUAAAAAAAUAGAUUUCUAAUUUGUCCUACUCAGGUUAGAAACAUUAUCUUUGAAGGUAAAAUAGCAUAUUGUUGUGUAAAUGCCCAGGCUUGAUGGUUGCAGAAGAAGUUAUUUCUAGAGGUUUCAGUAAUGGAAUUUAGCAUUAUGGGAUAGGUUGGACAUAUCAGACAGUCCAAAGUGGUCUGUGCUCUCAAAUCCAGGUGGAGAACUCAUUCUUCCUUCCUGCUCUGGACCUAAGGGGACUUUUGCUUUUUAGUGAGACCAGAGAACAGGGAUGGAUACACCCAGGAUACACCUAGGUUGUUAAUUGAAUGGGAACACUAUUUAGAAGGAUAAAAAGCUUUGGAGCAUUGUGGCAGUUGUGGGGUGGGAUCAGGAGAUUCAGUAGGUUAACUAUGACAGGAAUGUAGAAUUUACCAUCUGCCUCUGAGUAGGCUUUCCAGUGUGUUUCUUACUCUUAGGGUUGCCUCUGGGCCUCAACAUGCCCAAGUUGGCCUUUCAUCCUUGACACAUUUUAGUAAUGUGCUCCCCCCUCCAGCUCCUGCAUGGGGCCUAUAAACCAUAUCUGGUUCUCCCAUGGCCUUUGUCACGAUACCAGGAUACAGAGAGUGUGGGCCUUCCACACUUACCCCAACAUAACAGGGCUGGUCUGGAUCCAGUCAUUUAUUUACUGUCCAGGCAAGCCAUCCGGGUAGAGAGGUUCUCCCUUUUAGGAGAGCUCUGAAGAGUCCUGCCGCUAUAUGCAGUGGCCUAGAACUCAUCCUGCUCAUUGUCAGCAUAGUCCCCUCACCCCCAUGUUGAGCCAGGAUAUUUGGAACAGUUAAAUAGGGAAGGUUCUGCUUUUCAACUUUGCUGCCAUCUUCCCUCAAUCAGGAAAAUGAACAUGGACUUAAGCGUCCUUUGAACAAAACCAAAGUUUAAGAUUUGCCAUAUAAUGGAGUGACAGGGAGGGCCAGAGUCAGCUGGUGCCAGACUUUGUGUUCCAUCUGCCACCCAUUUGCCCAGCUCAGGCAGCAAUGGGAGCAUCAUCCUGCCCAAGCCUUGUCCUCAUGAAGGAUAAUUUAAAUAGCAGGAGCAUGUUCAUUUCUUAGUUAUGUCACAUUAUAACAGUAAGAAUCAGAACAGUAAUUUGAAAUUGUCUUCAACAACUGUAUGCUGUAUGCAUUUUUUCACAGCAGUGCAUUCUUAAGCGUCCUUGUUUAUAUAAAAUAACAUAAACUAAUCUGUACCUUUAUAUAUAUAUGUGUGUACAUAUAUACAUGUAUAAACUGUAUAGUGUACAUGUUAAUGACUUAUUGAUAUGCCCCAAAUCUUUAAUGCAGUUCUCAUCCUCCGCAUGCUCUCAGUUGUGGUCGGGUAACUUAGCGUUUUCUGAUGAUUCUGCCCACCUCCUGUUUUGAACCUCUGGGGAGGAGGGUUUUGGUUGUGCUCUCCUUAUUAUCGUGCAUAGAAAUGCUCAGGGUCCCCAUGUGCCUGUCAGUCAACCUUCUCUUGUCUCUUGUUCCCUUUCUGAGCAUGUGUUUCUGUCCCCAAGCUGUGGGAUAGCUGCCUUCCUACAAAAGUGUAAAGCAGUAUUAAAAUCAUUACUGCAUGUGCGCUAAAAACCCAAGCUUUCUGAUCCCUUGGGACAGAAAAUUGCAUGUGAGGUGGGAUGAUCAAGUUUCAAUGACCCAUGUCAGUUACACAACAAAACCAGACUCCAUAAUAAAAUUCCACAAAAUGGAAAUAAAAUUCAAAUUUCUUCAGCAUCAUGUAAAUAAAUCUGGGUGUGUUUAACUUUGUACUGGUAAUUUUCUGUAUAUUUGCAAUAUUUGGAUUAGAAAUAAAACAGACUGGACUUUGUUACCUGACCUACUGAGACGAGUAAGCUGCAGUUUGUUAAUAUGAUAGCUCUUUCAGUUUUCUAGCUUCAAAAGUCAAACUCCAGCAACCAGAGAAUAAGCCAGUUAAAGAACCAGGAUUGCGCAUACGUAGUAUGAGAUUUACUAGAUAAUUUUUAGGGAAAACGACUCAAAAAAGUGAUUUGUUUUCCCCUUGAGAUAUCUAAUUUUCUUGUUCUUUAUGCUCAUAAAGAUCUACCUUUGUGGGUGUCUAUAAGACCAGCUUUCUUGUUCUUAUUCCCGGGAAGUCUAGCAGAGCCACCCACACACCACCCCAGGUUUCAGUUGCUGUACUCUUUGUUCUGGACAUAGCAACUAUCACUACUCUCCUGAAUUCUGUGUUCCUUGUAGCAGGUUUGACAAAUGACAACAGGAGAAGUUUAACUUUUGUAACUUUCCAUCUGCCCCUCAUAUUUCUCUUGCUGCUCUUCCUCAUGGUCCUUCCUCAUCCAUUUCACCUAAGGACCUUCAAAGAGUUGCUACUUUCCUCUCUUCCAAAAUGUUUCUUUUAGGAGAGCUUCCUGCCCACCUGCCUUGAGCCUUUAGCUAUCCCACCCUGCCACCUUAGGGUAAUAUUCCCAUUUAAGACUCUGGCAUCUUGGUCUGAAGAUGAUAGGGCAAAGCCCUUGUUCUUGAAGGCCACCAUCUGAGAGAACUCCUACCCCAGAAGAUUUAGCGAAGGUAGUAGUUUUAUUUUAAGGAAUUCUGUCUAACAGUGUUCUAAGACUUCCUGCACCAGAAUCACUAGGUUGCUUUUUUAAAUGCAAAUUUCUGGAUCCCACCCAGACCUAUUGAAUCAGACUUUCUAAUGUGCAGGCCUUAGGAAUAUGCAUUUUAAAUUUGGUUCUUUACACCUUAAAUGCUCUUUCUUACACAAAGAGCUAAGACUGAAAGCCUGGGUCAAUUUUCUCGCCAAAGCAUGGGUUAAGUAUGGUGUAAAAAGGGGGUGUGUUUGAGGACUGUCCGUACUUAUAGGGGGCCUUGGCUGAGUCAGGGGAGAGAUAUAGGUUAGUUCUUAAAAGCAGUUCUGAUAUGGCACAAGUCCAGCUUUUUGCCAACCAAACCAGCCCCAAAGGUCAACAUGCACAGUCACCCUGUUUGGUCAUUCUAGACCCUGACAAACUGGUUUCUGAGCCUGAAGUAUAUCUACAGGUUGUCCUGGACCUCAGCCCCUAUACCAAUUGCAAAGAAGCUGGGUUUCUGUAACCCCAAGAUGAUAACAUGGGCUCCCAGAAUCCUAUUGAUUACCACCAAAUUGGGGGCUAAAAUGAGUAAACCCACUCAUUCAACCACACUCAAGGGUCGGGGAGGAGGUAUAUGGAUGGGACCUCUGUACUUUCUACUCAACUUUGUUGUGACUCUAAAACUGCUGUAAAAAUAAAGUAUAUUUAAAAAAAAA